CCUCCAAAGCUGCAAAAGGGGAAAAAAAAAAUAAUCAAAAUAAAACCAGUUCUCACCGACAGGGGGGAAGGAGGAGGGGGGAAGGGAGGAGGCUGAGCCGACAGAACGGAUCCGCCCCCGCUGCCUGCACCAGACCCUCGGAGAGCCGGAGCGCGCGACAGGCGGCGGGAGGACACUCGCUUCCAAAAAAACAAACCUACAAUGUAAAAAUAACGCCGGGCGCCCCACGCUAAUUGGGCCCGGGCGACAGCAGCUCACAGUUCAACUUUCCUUUUUUGGAGCGACGUCUCAGCAGAUUCAGUUCUGCCAUCUGCGAACAUCUGAGAACCCCCAGGGGGAGCGGGGAAUGGCUGCGGUCCAGCUCUGCCCCAAGCAGACCCUGGGAAACCACAUGUCAAAGCCAGACCUGCAAAGGAAGGCCUGCCUGCCCCUCCUGGGGCCUGGGGGCAGGAAGGCGGGAGGGAUCCCUCCCGAAGGACCCCCAGCCCCAGGUCACCUGAGAACUCUCUGGGGGAUUUGCAUUUCAAUGAGGAGUGUCCCUGGCCCAAACACCUUACGAAAGGGAAGAGAGACCAGUGGAAGUUUCGCCCUGUGUGUUGCCUGCUCCUGCUUCCCGGUUGUCAACUGGAGUCAUCACUGUCACGGGGUACAGAGCAAGCCUCUGGGAUUGCUGCUUGAACAUCUGGAUUUAGACAUCCCUGCGCUUCUGGAGCCCUUCUGGAGAUUCAAGGAGCUCUCCUUUCUGGCAUCUUGGCCCCGCAUUUGCUUCUCAGUCUCCCAAGAAUGUCAGGAAUUAGCCCCCGUGUGGUCUGACGCGCAGUGGGUCUGGGAAGCUGUCGGACGCCCCAGCCUUUCCAGGGUGGCUCAAAGAGUGGAAGCAUCCUCCCUGCAUCCGGUGCCACCCUGGUCACGGUCCGCAGCUGCUCCGGCCAGAAGGGCCCUGCGUGUGGUGCCAGAGCUCAGGGCCUGGCCAAGGCCAGGCUCGGAGCCCAGAGGCUGCCGGAAGGCGGCAUAAAAACUCCAGGAGCCCAUGGGCCUCAUUUGUCUUCUUCGCUGGUGCAUCUCCAAUGCCUCGAAAGGCACAUGGCACAGAGUAGGAGCAAAUGAAGUAUUUACUGAGUGACUAUCAGCUUUUCCAUGCAAUAACCAGCUGCCAAGAUGGCCCCGGUGAGCUCUGCCUCCUGGGUUCAUGUCCCAUGUGGCCUGUCCUGCACUCCACUCCCGAACCUGGUGUCUGGGGGCUCUGGGCGCUGCCUGGCCCUCUCGGGAUGCCUGGCUCUGGGGGGAGCCAGCAGCCAUGUCACAGGGACCCUCCAGCAGCCCCGUGGAGAGUUGCACGCAGCAGGGAGCUGAGGCUCCCCACCCAUAACUGCUGCAGACCAGCCAGCCGAGCAAGGGAGGCAUCCAGGACACGGCCCCCCCCAGCCCCGGUCAAGCCUUCGGAGGAGCCUGCGGCCCCAGCUGCCAUCUUGGCACCAACUUCAACGGAGACUCUGAACCAGAACCCUCCAUUCAGGCUGCUCCUGAAUUCCUGACCCACAGAAACUGAGAGAAAAUGAAUGUUGAUUGUUGUGGUAAGCUGCCUGGUUUUAGGGUAAAGGUUAUGCAGCCACAGAUCAUGGAUACACUGAGACCAGCCCGAUGUGAACUCCCGCUCAACAAAUACAAGCUGUGUGGCCUCAGGCCAAUGGCUCUACCACUCUGAGCCUUGGUUUGAAGUUAGUAAAAAUGAACGCUGCACCUCCCCACCUGGCUGCCUCCCAGGGUCUUUGGUGGCAGAAGUAAGCAAACACAUUAACGGGGGUCAAGACGCUGUGUCUGGGGCUGGGCUGGGGCCCUGAUCACCUGUGAGCUGCCCCCUCAUCUCGGACGAGCCGGGCUCCUGCUUCACAAGGGCUCACUCAGUGCCGGGCCCCGGGCUGGGCGGGGGACUGUCAGCAAAUCCACAUCCCGGCUCCGAGGGAGGGGCAGGCACUAGCCCCACUUUACAGAGGAGGAAGCCGAGGCUCAGAGAGCACCUGCCCACGGUCACACGGCCAGGAAGGGCUGGUCUGGGAUUCAAAUCCAGGCCUGUUUGAUUCCAAAGUCUGCUGACAGCAUGACGAAGGGCAUGUCAUGUGCCAUCAGGCCUUCCAGUUCACAGAGAGCUUUCCCAAGCCAGUCUCUCGCUUCAUUUCAUUCCAUUCGCUCCAUGGCUCCAGCGUCCCAGGCUACUGCAGAGAGGGUGUAGAAGGAGCCGGUCCAGCUCUGACUCCUCCUGGCUUCCAGCUACAAGACCAUGUUUCCCAGCCUCCCUGGUGGCCAUGGGGCUGAGUUCCGGCCAAUGGGAUGUUGGCAAACACGGGGGGUGCCCCUGGCGGGCCUGGCCCAUCAAGUCUCCCACUCGGGACCGUCCACUCUCCCGUUCUGAGCCAGUGGCCUUGGAAGACACAUGUUGAAGUUAUCAGAGCCACAGAUGGAAGGGACCAGGGUUCCCGAGUCACCAGGGCUUUGUACUUCACAUGUCUGCAGAGGUGGCGUUAUUUGCUCCCGAGCCUUCCUUCCCUCCUGGCCCUUGCUGUGACUCCCCGUGGACAGAGCACACUCCCCAUCCCCCGACUUAGGCCUCGGCCACAUGACUGAUGGAUGGAAGUGACCUUCACAGGGUCAGAGACAAAGAACGAAGAAGCAAACUGGAGUUUCACGGCCCCUCUUGAGCCUCUGCCAUUGUCACGAGUCCAGUACAUCCCGGGAGGCCUCUGCUUCCAGGAGAAGGAAACACGUGGAAUAGAUCUGAAUCCAACCCAUAGCUCUGAGCGAGGCCCAGGAGAGCCACAGUCAACCCACAAACCCACAAGGGAGAAAUAAACGCUUUGAAUAUUAAACCACUGAGAUGUUGGAGUUGUUUGUUACACAGCCUUAUCUCAGCCAAAAAAACAAAAACAAAAACCUGACCAAUACACUGAGUG
Choloepus didactylus (southern two-toed sloth) is the source of this 2948-nucleotide messenger RNA. RefSeq lists its product as uncharacterized. The record is from RefSeq and is a predicted model, not a curated record. Bases 347 to 1015 code for a protein of 222 amino acids. Lineage: Eukaryota; Metazoa; Chordata; Mammalia; Pilosa; Megalonychidae. The transcript is spliced from 6 exons.